Molecule: messenger RNA, 1416 nt
Organism: Diabrotica virgifera virgifera (western corn rootworm)
Lineage: Eukaryota; Metazoa; Arthropoda; Insecta; Coleoptera; Chrysomelidae
Exons: 3
Coding region: 231-629 (132 amino acids)
Biological process (GO): sleep; positive regulation of voltage-gated potassium channel activity; regulation of synaptic transmission, cholinergic
Source: RefSeq, a predicted model, not a curated record
CAUAUUGGUCUUUUCUUCAAGAAUAGCCAACUAAAUUUUACACAACACAGAGUUCAGGCGCUCCCCUCCUUUAUUUGAUCCUACUCCAACGCGUUAACCGACUUUAUUUCACGUUAUUUUUGUCCACUUUGUCUACCCACUAGCGCAGCGCAAAGUUAAGAUCUAGCCGUUCUUUCUAUUUUUGAAUCUGUGCUUCUGAAUUUUUUCUUCCAUUAAAAAAACCGCAAAAAAUGGCAAAAUUGGUGAUUUUGUUGGCAUGUGUUGCUGUAUUUAAUGCCGUAAGCGCACUUGAUUGCUACACUUGCACCGACGAUGCCUGCAAAAAAGAUGUAAAAGAAAUGCAAAAAGUUACCUGUGGUAAACCCGCUGACCAAAAUCAAGAAUCCGUUUGCCAAAAAGUAACAUACAAAGGCAAGGAUGGCAAGGAACACAUCGAAAGAAAAUGUGCCUAUGCUCCCAAGAACGGAGAGGCUCAGUGUCCCGCAUCCAUAAACAAAGCUGAUGUAACUGACCUAAAAUGCCCAUCCUGUAAAGCUGAUCUUUGCAACUCAGCUACCACCAUCAACUUCAGCCUAACAGCAUUCGCUGCAGUAGUUUUUGCCAUCGUAGGCCAAAAAUUCUUAAUGUAAAACAUAAUUUUUAAACAUUUUUUAUAUAAGUACAUGUCGCUCCUCCGGAAGAACUGGCACAACUCAAAAAACAACUUUUUUGAUAAAUAAUGGAAGAACAUGGAUACGUGAAUGUUCAUAACUGUGUAAGAACAAAAACAAACACAUUUUGAGUUAUGCCACUUUUCUUUUAAAAUAUUGGUAACUUUGUUAAAUUUUUUCGAACAAUACCUAGGACACUUCUCGAAAUACAACGGUUUUCAUGAUAAAUAACGAUACGUUCACGCCAAACGUCAGAGCAUAAUCAAAAGUGUCAGUGUUCCAGAGUACAAAUACACAUUUUACCGCCAAAUGAAUAAUGACACUACCACCAUCUUACGAAGUUGGAAGUAAACAUCUAUGUGACACUUUUCCUGGUAAAAGUAUAGAAUUAUUUGGGUUGUGCCACUUUUCUUCCGAACGAGCGAAUGUGUUAAAAUAUUAUUAAUUAAAAUAUGUGUUUAAGAACUAAAAAUUGUAACGUUUUUGAUAAAUGUGUAUGGUGUAUUAAAAUGUUGUUUUGCUACUAUAUUUGUCCGAAAUUAUUCAUAAUGAUAUGAAGUAGCUACUUAAAAAAACCACAUACGCAUAGAAAUUGCUUUACUUGUAAGACCUAUUACGUGAAUUAAGAUUUUGUAAGAUGAAAAAUAAGUAUGUAGAAGGAAUUUGUAUUACCUCAGGUCAUUUUUCAACGAGAUAUUUUUCUUUGUAAAUAAAGUUUUUAAUAUUACAGCUGAUGAAUUCAAUAAAUAUAAUUAUUAUUAAUUAA